Ceratina calcarata is the source of this 1601-nucleotide messenger RNA. RefSeq names its product transmembrane protein 145. Gene Ontology annotation, biological process: response to pheromone; G protein-coupled receptor signaling pathway. The transcript has 4 exons. The record is from RefSeq and is a predicted model, not a curated record. The coding region runs from base 189 to 1568 and encodes 459 amino acids. Lineage: Eukaryota; Metazoa; Arthropoda; Insecta; Hymenoptera; Apidae.
UAUGUGUACUACUAUGUACAACUUACAAUCGAUAUACACUCAUCAGAACUCGGAUCGAUAGACACUUGUGUAUGUAGUACAUACUUGAAGGUUCCGGCGGGCGGGGGAAUAUAAUAUUGAUUAUCGUGUGGAAAAACAGGAAUGUGUAUUAGGUAAAACAUUAGUCGAGGAAAAUAACGCGUCUCGACAUGUUUAACAUGUUUCUGUUCCUUUUUACACUUGCCCAAAUCUUAUUGACGGAAUGUAAAAUUCUUCAGGGACACCUCGUCACACGUAAAAAUUGGGCCUUCUUGGCGAGGUUCUGUUUCUUAACGGAGCAAGGCACGUUCCGGUACGAUUUCGAAUUAGGGGGCGAGGAGCAAGAUUUGAAAAUAUUACUCUAUUACGACGCGCCCGAUCAAUGGGCAAGCGUUUACCCCACGAAUAAAACGUGUAGCGAGAAGGAAGCUGUUCUUUCGGAUGGAAUCGGUCAGAUAGUACCGUUGUCUCUGGUAACGGCCGAACAAUCGGGAUGCGUCAAAGAAGACGAGAUAGUACGAUGUUUGAGCUAUAGAAAAUUCCGAUCGUCCCGUCCGAGAUGGUGGUUCAUCGCGUUAGCCGAUUGUUCCUCGAAAACAGGAUUAAACGUCUCCUACUGGAUAUCGUUGACGAACGGGGAGGGCGAUUUUUGGAGAGAACAUUUUUCAGCUGACGAAUUCUACAUACUACCGGAAUUGAUAGCGAUUGCCUGCAGUUACAUACUACUCGUGAUACUGAGUUUCUACGUAGCCGUGCAAUUACGCGCGAGAAGACUGUUGCACGUGUCUUACAAAAUAUUCAUGGGUUCUGCGCUGUGUCAAUUGGUAGGAGUGCUGUUCGAGGUUUACAGUUACACGAACCUUGGUCUGAGAGGGACAGUAGCAGGGAACGCUUCCCUGCUGGGCCAGCUGUUGGAAGCGUUGUCAGAUAUUUUAUACACCGUACUCAUGUUGCUGCUCGCGCUGGGUUUUACAGUGACGAAGAACGUUCUGACGCCCAGACAAAUACGAUGGCUCGUGUGCUUCACUAGCCUGAUCUCUUUCUGCCAAUUCACACUGCAAAUUUACCAAUCCGACGCCUUUGACCCAGGCCUGGUUUUAUACGUUUACGAGUCACCGCCCGGAUACGGAUUGAUAAUAUUAAAGUUGAUCGCGUGGAUCAUCUUCUCUCUCCGCUGUUUCAAGACGGUGAAGAAAAUGUCGACGAAAUUACAUUUUUACGGUUCGCUGUUCUCUUUGGGCUCCGCAUGGUUCUUGUGUCAUCCAUUGACGGUAUUGUGCAUCACUUUAUUAGUAGACGAAUGGGUAAGAGAAAGCGUCGCCAAGGGAUGUUCGCUGUGCAUCGUUUUCAUGGGACACAUGAUAUUUUUGUACAUCACCCGACCGUCUAUGGCUAACAAACGGUUUCCAUUCCACAUCCGAACGUGCCAGGUCGCGCCGAUAAGCGGUGAAGGACAGGACCACGGUUACGAGCCUCGUUACAGAGCAGCCGCCACUUCCGUGUUCACCGUUUCGCAUCUAACGCCGUCUGCUACUUUGUACUGUUCCUGAUCAGUGAUCCAAACGAUUGAAAUAAUUACGCUU